CCCUAGACUGUGCCCUUUCCUACUCCGUCCUGACCCACCUCCAUGCUUUCCCUUGUUACCCCAUAACCUCCCAGGGAUCCAACUCUUUGGUAUAAGCUCAACUCUUCCAUCCUUUUUCCUGCUUUCCAUGAAGAACUGAUUAGCCCCCAGCAGGGAGACAAGAAGAUGGACGUUUUGCAUGCUUUCAUCUGUAUGUCCGUCUUCUGGACUGUGUCUUGGGGCAGAACUCGGGCAGACUCCAUCAUCCACAUCGGGGCAAUAUUUGACGAAUCUGCCAAAAGAGAUGAUGAAGUAUUUCACAUGGCUGUCGCCGACCUCAAUCUGAAUGAAGAUAUCCUGCAAACAGAAAAAAUCACAUUUUCAGUUACAUUUGUGGAUGGGAACAAUCCUUUUCAGGCUGUGCAAGAAGCUUGUGAUCUGAUGAACCAAGGAAUACUGGCCCUUGUCAGCUCCAUUGGAUGUGCCUCAGCGGGAUCCUUGCAAUCACUGGCAGAUGCUAUGCACAUUCCUCAUCUUUUUAUUCAGAGAUCCACAGCAAGAACACCGAGAAGUGGCUGUGGGUUGCAAAGGAGCAGUGGAAUUGAUGAUUACACGUUAUCUGUCCGCCCAGAGGUCUACUUGAAUGAUGUUAUAUUAAGAGUCGUCACUGAAUAUGCCUGGCAAAAAUUCAUUGUCUUUUAUGACAAUAACUAUGAUAUCCGUGGAAUACAAGAGUUUUUGGAUAGAGUCUCUCAGCAGGGAAUGGAUGUUGCUUUGCAGAAGGUAGAAAACAACAUUAAUAAGAUGAUCACAGGACUCUUUGCUACUAUGAGAAUAGAAGAACUAAAUCGCUACAGGGACACACUAAGAAGGGCCAUUCUAGUUAUGAGCCCAACGACUGCCAAAGCAUUCAUUACUGAGGUUGUGGAGACUAAUUUAGUUGCCUUUGACUGUCACUGGAUCAUUAUAAAUGAGGAAAUAAAUGAUUUGGAUGUGCAGGAAUUGGUUCGAAGGUCAAUUGGGAGGCUAACAAUUAUUCGUCAGACCUUUCCAGUUCCACAAAAUUCAAGCCAACGUUGUUUCCGUGGCAACCACAGAAUAUCCUCAUCGCUCUGUGACCCAAAGGACCCAUUUUCGCAGAAUAUGGAGAUCACCAACAUGUACAUAUAUGAUACAGUGCUCUUAUUAGCAAAUGCUUUUCAUAAGAAACUUGAAGAUCGAAAGUGGCACAGCAUGGCAAGUCUAACGUGCAUCAGGAAGAAUUCGAAGCCGUGGCAAGGAGGUCGAUCUAUGUUAGACACUGUCAAAAAGGGAGGUAUAACCGGUCUGACUGGUGUAUUAGACUUUGAUGAAGAUGGUGAAAAUCCAAAUAUACAUUUUGAAAUUUUGGGAACAAAUUAUGGAGAAGAGCUUGGAAGAGGUAUCCGCAAGCUUGGAUCAUGGAACCCAGUGACUGGUCUAAAUGGAUCUUUGACAGACAGAAAGCUGGAAAACAAUAUGAGAGGUGUUGUACUUCGUGUGGCAACUGUGCUGGAAGAACCAUUUGUCAUGGUCUCAGAAAAUGUUUUGGGAAAACCAAAGAAAUAUCAAGGAUUUUCCAUUGAUGUCCUUGAUGCCUUAUCUAGUUAUUUGGGCUUCAAAUAUGAAAUAUAUGUUGCUCCAGAUCAUAAAUAUGGAAGCCCCCAGGCAGAUGGCUCUUGGAACGGGUUAAUUGGAGAACUUCUGCUCAAGCGAGCGGAUAUGGGAAUUUCUGCUCUGACAAUUACACCAGACCGAGAGAAUGUAGUUGACUUUACAACACGUUAUAUGGAUUAUUCAGUUGGUGUACUACUGAGAAAAGCGGAGAAAACAGUGGAUAUGUUUGCUUGUCUUGCACCAUUUGACCUAUCCCUGUGGGCCUGUAUUGCCGGAACAGUUCUUUUGGUGGGGCUACUUGUCUACUUAUUGAAUUGGCUUAAUCCUCCACGUCUGCAGAUGGGAUCUAUGACUUCAACAACCCUGUACAAUUCCAUGUGGUUUGUGUAUGGAUCAUUUGUACAGCAAGGAGGAGAGGUGCCUUACACUACACUAGCAACACGAAUGAUGAUGGGAGCUUGGUGGUUGUUUGCCUUAAUUGUCAUCUCUUCCUACACUGCAAAUCUAGCGGCCUUUUUGACAAUAUCUCGGAUUGAAAGUUCCAUUCAAUCACUUCAGGAUCUUUCCAGGCAAACUGAUAUUCCUUAUGGCACAGUGUUUGACUCUGCAGUUUAUGAACAUGUUCGGGUGAAGGGAAUGAAUCCGUUUGAAAGAGACAGUAUGUAUUCACAGAUGUGGCGGAUGAUAAACAGGAGUAACGGAUCUGAGAAUAAUGUUCAAGAGUCCCUAGAAGGCAUUCAAAAGGUAAAACAUGGAAAUUACGCCUUUGUUUGGGAUGCCACAGUACUGGAAUAUGUUGCAAUAAAUGACCCGGACUGUUCGUUUUACACAGUAGGCAACACGAUUGCAGACAGAGGAUAUGGAAUUGCCCUUCAGCACGGCAGCCCUUACAGAGAUAUAUUUUCACAAAGGAUCCUUGAACUCCAGCAAAAUGGAGACAUGGAUUUAUUAAAACAUAAAUGGUGGCCAAGGAAUGGACAAUGUGAUCUUCAUUCUUCAAUGGACACUAAACAUAAGGGAAGUGCCCUGGAUAUUAAAAGUUUUGCUGGGGUGUUUUGCAUCCUAGCAGCAGGCAUUGUACUAUCCUGCUUCAUAGCAAUGGUGGAGACAUGGUGGAACAAGAAAAAAGGCUCCCGUGUGCCAUCAAAAGAGGAUGACAAAGAAAUUGACCUGGAACAUCUCCACCGACGUGUAAACAGCCUGUGUACAGAUGAUGAAAGUCCACAUAAACAAUUCUCCACCUCAUCAAUUGACCUAACACCACUAGACAUUGAUUCUUUGCCAAAUCGUCAAACUCUGGAACAAAUAAGUGACUUCAGGAAUACUCAUAUAACAACUACAACUUUUAUACCAGAGCAGAUUCAGACUCUUAGCCGUAACUUAUCUUCUAAAGCUGCUUCUGGUUUUUCCUUUGGCAACGUGCCUGAACACAGAACUGGCCCUUUUAGGCACAGGGCACCCAAUGGUGGAUUUUUUAGAAGUCCCAUUAAAACUAUGUCAACCAUCCCCUAUCAAGCAACUCCUUCUCUAGGGCUUAAUCUUGGUAAUGACCCUGACCGAGGCACCUCAAUAUGAAAUUAUAACAGAGUCUCUUCACUGUUUCUUUUAGGACUCCCCUUGCAAGGAGCUUCUGUAAAAAUAUGGGACUAACAUGGAUGUAUUUUUUUAUAUCCAGAUUAACUAUUUUCAAGUUUUGCUUUAUCUUCCUUGAUUCUGUCUGUAAAUGUAUUUUAAAGUUUCUCCGUUCACCUCAACAUUUCAUUCAUUGAUGCUUUUUUUAUUAGCUUCUCGGUUUCUUUAAUGUACUUUCUCCCUUACAUUUCGCUAAAGCUUUCGCACUAACAUCAGUACUCUGCAUUAUAUUCUGUUGCCUCUACUAUGAAAUACUGUUGUUGGGUCCUUUACCCGUGGUCCAAUGGAGAAACCAUGCAGUAAGAAAUAAUAAUAAUUCAGGCCACAAAAAAUGUAAGAAUGCAAUUUUGUAGACAUACAAAAAGCCAUUACUAUGUCAGUAAAAACAACUCUAAAAGAGCAGUAUACAUCUAUAUGUACCUUUGCUUAACAUGAGCCUAAAAUAUAGGACUUGCACGGAAAAUGCAUUCAUCCAAUUAUUGUAAUUAUUUUUUUGAAAUUGUUUACUAUUCUAAAACACUGUUUUGUUUACCUUGGACUUACCCCUCUCCCACUCUAAACAGGGUAAUAUUUUAGAUUGAGAUAAUGAGCUCUGCAUAAACAAACUCCUUUCCCUAAGCUGCAGCCUUUGAUAGGCUUUGAGAUAAAGGGGUUAUUUAUUAAAGUCUGAAUUCCAAAAACUCAAAAAAAUGCAUGUUUUUACUACAAAAUCCAUUUUUGUGGAAAAAAAACCCCCCGAGGAUGGAAAUCUGAAAAUCCGGGAUCUCAGACCUACCGAAAUUAUAUAUACUGUAAGUUAAUGGGAGAAGUACCUAUCCUAUUUGGAAAUUUCUGUGGUCUGCGCUGGAAUUUGAAAGAAAAAUCAACUAUUUCCGGAAAAAGCCUGAAAAAAUCUAGAUUCGGGUAAAAACUCAGAAAAAAAUCAUACGAUUUGGUCAAUUUUUUUUACUGUUUGUCCAUAAUCCGAUUUAAUCAAUCUUUUUUAAUAAUAAAUAAAGUCCAAUCGUGGAUUCUAGUUUGGUCUGACUUUUAUUAUUAAAAUACCCAGAAAAAUUUGGAUUUUGAUAAAUAAGGCCCAAAACUAGUUCAUUAUACAGCUAGGAACAAAACUAGGAAGUUGCAAAGUGCAAGAAAUAGCAAAAGGCAUAGAUAUAUUUCAAUAUAAAAAUGUUUUGCAGAAGCCCUAUUGACUGGGCUCAUGCUGUAAAAAGUAUACUGCCCCUUUUAGUCUGUUUGCACUGUACCAGUGCAUAUGAUUUUAUGUAAUUGUAUAGAAUAAAAUGUUUUUUUGUAGGUUCCGUAUAUUUCAUGGGAGAAAGCUUCCAUUAUGCUACAUACAGUAUGAUGUGUCCUUUCCAUAUGUAUGUAAGAGUUGCCAACAAGCACCUUUAAUAAUGGGCAUUAGAAAUUGCCCAUGUCUAAUACUGAUUAAGCAAGAACACAUAGUACUUUAAAGUUGCUUUAGUAAAGGUGGCUGUUUGUAACAAUAUUAUGUAUGUAUGUAGAUAUAUAUAUAUAUACGUGUGCGUGUUCCACGGCUUGAAAUCUAUUUUCAUUAACAUUUGCAUACUGAGAAUCUAGUUUUCCUAAAAUGAGAAGUGAUUGUUUUAUAUUUGGAUACGCAUAGUAUUAAUGCCAAAUUUCUACAUACAAGCAGGUGAUCACAUCUAUCCGUGUGAGCAUGAGCGAGUGUGUGUGUAUAAGAACCAUCACACCAUUGCCACCUAUACAGUAGAGUGCUAGUAAUACUAUAUAUAUAAAUAUAUUAAAUACAAAUGAAAUGUAUAGUUUAGGUUAUUACAUCAUUUGAAAUGAGACAUUGCUUUUAUUGACUUUUUUUUUAUAUCAUACUAAAAUGUUAGAUUUGCACACAUUCCAUAAAUUGUACAAAUAUUGAAAUUAUUUAUCACGUACCAGCUAUUUUAAUGACUUUUUUUUUCCUUACAUCCAUGGCUAUUGAUCACCCCUAGGGUAUUUAAAACUAUAUAGACCUGUUUGCGGCUACAUUUUGUAGUUUGACUUCAUUUGCUACAACAUUAUACAGUAUAUAUAUAAAACAAAACAGAAAGGUAAUAGAGAAUAUUUGAUAUAUCUUUUGCACAAGUUUAUAUUAUACAGCUCUUUGGUGGAAGCAUCCAUUAUUUACAAAAAUAAUAGGGCUAGGGUCAGAAUAACACGCCAGAGUAUCAGAGGAAGUCUUAAUGGGCCAGUGAAAAAUUCCCUGUGAUCCUUUCUUAAUUCCACCAAAAGCCUAUGGUACCUCUAUACCAUUUGACACUGUCUCUAUCUAAUUGCUGUAAGAGUGGGGCCCUGGAUGUUAGUUUCUCUGAAGGGCCCCAAAAAGCUUGGGGACAUUACCCUUCAUGCAGUAGAAGCACUUACAUUCCAGAAAUGUAGAAUACAUACAAUCAUCUACAAAGGUAGGGCAGUGCUGAUUAAGGUGCACAGAAAAAUGGUUAAAUCUGGAUGCAGAAACAUUGGUCCUGUCUAAAUAUGAAUUCCAUACAUUACAGAACAUACUGUACACACUUUCAUUUGCAUCCUAGCACACUGAAAAUGGACAAUAAGGGGCUGCUAUACUAACAUUUGCACUGAUUUUUUUGGAUUUUUUUUUUUUCAUUUGUGAAUAUUUGCUUCGUUUAUGAAAAAUUGAAUACUGGACAAAAAUAAUUUUCUGUCGCAUUUUUGCAUGUAAAUCAUAUGUUUCAAUGUGAUUUAAUAAAGCUUUUUUAGAGUUUUC
Xenopus laevis (African clawed frog) is the source of this 5986-nucleotide messenger RNA. RefSeq names its product glutamate receptor, ionotropic, delta 2 S homeolog (gene grid2.S). Lineage: Eukaryota; Metazoa; Chordata; Amphibia; Anura; Pipidae. The transcript has 16 exons. Bases 166 to 3189 code for a protein of 1007 amino acids. The record is from RefSeq and is a predicted model, not a curated record.